Messenger RNA from Oryza sativa Japonica Group (Japanese rice), 2268 nucleotides. Lineage: Eukaryota; Viridiplantae; Streptophyta; Magnoliopsida; Poales; Poaceae. The record is from RefSeq and is a predicted model, not a curated record.
CUUCGGACAAACACCUCACUCACCUCACAGGCUCACACACAGGCACACACACACUUCCCGAUGGAGCCCACCGGCACGAUCGUCUUCGCCACCGUCGGCGUCACCAACUUCGGCUUCGACGUCUUCUCCGCCGCCGUGCCACUGCCGCCGAUGGAGGAGGACGCCGAGCGCCGCCACACGGACGGCGUAUCCGUGAACUUCAACGCGCAGUUCGUCGACGAUGGCGGGGAGGAGGUGGCGUUCGUGUCGGAGCGAGGCGGCGCGGCGGGGCUGUUCCGGUGCCGGCCGGGGCCCGAGCAGCGGGCCGAGCCGCUGCCGACGGUGGAGGGGAGCCUGUUCCAUGACCGCCCGACGGUGAGGGGCGGGAGGUUGUACUUCGUCUCCGCCCACGAGCAGCCGCCGGCGCCGUUCAGGAGCUGGGCGGCGGUGUACGCGACGGAGAUUGGGAGCAAGGAGACGGUGCGGGUGAGUCCUCCGGGCGUCGUGGACAUGAGCCCCGCCGUGUCGGACUCCGGGGAGCUCGUUGCCGUCGCGUCGUACGGGGAUCGGCCGUGGGCGUUCGACUUCCGCGUGCUGGAAACGGAGGUCGCCGUCUUCCGCGCCGCCGAUCCAGCCAGGCGCGUCGUCGUGGUGGGGCGCGGUGGGUGGCCGACGUGGCACGGCGAGGGCACGGUCUUCUUCCACCGCGUCGCCGACGACGGGUGGUGGAGCGUGUUCCGGGUGGACGUCUCGCCUGAGACCCUCGAGCCCACCGGCGGCGAGAGGCGAGUGACGCCUCCCGGGCUGCACUGCUUCACUCCCGCCGCGGUCGGCCGCGGCGGCGGCGGGCGGUGGAUCGCCGUGGCGACGCGGCGGAAGGGGCGCGCGCAGCGGCACGUCGAGCUGUUCGACCUCGAGACGGAGAGCUUCUCCCCGCUCACCGAGCGCCUCAACCCGGAGCUCCACCACUACAACCCCUUCUUCUCCCCGUCCGGCGACCGCGUCGGGUACCACCGCUUCCGCGGCGCCGGCGCGCGGGGGGACUCGGUGGUGCCCUACCUGCAGCCGGUGCAGAGCCCGGUGAGCUCGCUCCGGAUGCUGCGCGUGUACGGCACGUUCCCGUCGUUCUCGCCGGACGCGGCGCACCUCGCCAUGAACGGCGACUUCUUCAAGACGCCGGGCGUCACCAUCCUCCGAUCCGACGGCGCCAAGCGGUGGGUGCUCACGCGGGAGCCCAACCUGUUCUACACGUCGUGGAGCCCCGCCGAGAGCGGGGUCAUCUUCACCUCCAUGGGCCCCAUCUUCGAGACCACCAAAGCGACGGUGAGGAUCGCGCGGCUGGAGUUCGACGCCGGCGAGCUCACCACCGGCCGCGACGAGGUCGCGGCCACGCUCAAGGUGCUCACCCGGCCGGAGGCCGGCAACGACGCGUUCCCGGCGGUGUCGCCGUGCGGGAAGUGGGUGGUGUUCCGGUCAGGCCGCUCCGGCCACAAGAACCUCUACAUCGUCGACGCGGCGCACGGCGAGGACGUCGGCGCCGGCGAGGGGACGAUCCGGCGGCUGACCGACGGCGAGUGGAUCGACACGAUGCCGAGCUGGUCGCCGGACGGGAGCCUGAUCGCGUUCUCCUCCAACCGCCACGACCCGACGAACGCCGCCGUGUUCAGCAUCUACCUGGUCCGGCCAGACGGCUCCGGGCUCCGCCGCGUCCACGUCGCCGGGCCGGCGGGGAGCGCGGCGGCGGACAGGGAGCGGAUCAACCACGUGUGCUUCAGCCCGGACUCGCGGUGGCUGCUGUUCACGGCCAACUUCGGCGGCGUGAUGGCGGAGCCCAUCUCGGCGCCGAACCAGUUCCAGCCGUACGGCGACCUGUACGUGUGCCGGCUCGACGGCUCGGGGUUGGUCAGGCUCACCUGCAACGCCUACGAGAACGGCACGCCGGCGUGGGGCCCGGCGAGCUCGCCGGCGGCGGGGCUGGAGUCGCUGUCGCUGGGCCCGGGCGCCGGGGACGAGUCGCUGGGCGAGUUUGAUGAGCCGCUCUGGCUCACUUGCGACGUCUGAGCUGAGGGCGACAGAUGAUGAUCGAUGAGCUGCACUUUUAAUUAGAAUAAAAUCUGUGGUGAAUUUGAUCGGUUGAUAAUAACGGGACGAGCCUGAUUGUGUGGGCUAGUACGAACCUUGUUGGGAAUAGGUUUUUUAUGCAUGAAAAGGGAAUAAAUGAAUAAUGAUUCUGGGUACAGGGUACGUUUUUGUUCCGUUGCUUGAUAAAGCUGAUUGUGAUUAUGUGGA